AAAGUCAUGUCUAACCUCAUAUAAAAUUGAUGCUUUCUUCUCGUUGUGUUUUGAUAAUUAUUUAAAGUUUCUUUAUUGUGUUAUGACAAUUGAUUAAUUCAAUUUCAUUUUUUCAUCCUAACAAUUAUGGGUCGUAAAGCAGGGUUCAACGAAGGAGAGAAAUCUAAAAAAGGACCUGGAAUAGCGAAAAAACAUAAAGAAUCAUUGCGCCCCAAUGGUUUGAAAGGAAAAAAAAACCUGCCCAUAGUGACACCAAUAAAAAAAGGAGAAACUCUACUUUUCCAAGGUUCUACUUUAUUCCGACAACGUUUGGUACUUUCUGUUCUAAGUGGUAAACCAGUGAAAAUAAUAAAUAUUAGAAAAUCACAUGAUAAACCUGGUUUGCAUGAGUAUGAAGUAAGUUUAGUGAGAUUACUAGAUAAGAUCACAAAUGGAACUGUUGUCGAAAUAUACGAGGAUGGAACGUCGAUAUUUUUCCAACCUGGACUUUUAUUUGGAGGAACGAUUGAACAUGACUGUUCGUUAGAGAGAGGAAUAGGUUAUUAUCUAGAAGCACUCAUUAUGCUUUCUCUUUUCUGUAAGAAGCCAUUACAUGCAACAUUACGUGGAGUAACCAGUAACAAUAUAGAUCCAUCAGUCGAUACAUGUAAAACAUCAAUGAUUGGAGCAAUGAAAAAUUUCAUAUAUAACGAUGAAAAUCUAGAAAUAACUAUCAAAAAGAGAGGACUUUUACCAAAUGGAGGAGGAGAAAUCUUUUUCAAAUGCCCUAGUGUAUAUCAUUUGAAGCCUGUUCAACUGGAAGAUUUUGGAUUAGUUAAGAAAGUCAGAGGUACAGCUUAUGCUCUUCGAGUUGCUCCAUAUAGGGCAAACAAAGUUGUUGAAAAAGCCAAAGGAGUUAUGUUGAAAUAUAUACCUGAUGUUUUCAUUACUAUUGAUCAGCGAAAAGGAAUACAGUCUGGAAAUAGUCCAGGUUUUGGAGUACACCUAACGGCUGAGACAACUAAAGGAGUUAUUUACUCUGCAGAAAAGGUGUCGAAUCCAGACGAACCUACAACAGAAGAUAUAGGACUAGAAGUAGCACAAUGGCUGUGUUAUAAAAUAGGGCAAGGUGGUAUGGUAGAUCCCUCGUCCCAGGCUAUAGCUCUUCUUUUCAUGGCUCUUGGGCCACGUGAUGUAUCUAAAAUUGUACUUGGAGAACUUACAGAAUAUGCAAUAGAAUUUUUGAGAAACCUGAAAACAUUUUUUAAAGUGGAAUUCAUGUUGGAUUACUAUAAACCAGAGAAUUCUGAAGAAGAGUCAGAAACACAAAGGAAGGUUCUUGCCAGUUGCAUGGGAAUUGGUUAUACAAAUUUCAAUAAGAGGCCUGUUUAAACACAACAUAUCAAGUCUGAUUGAAUAAGCUUUGAAGUUGGUUUACUUUUACUCCACUUUCAUGUUCUAUAAGUAAAAAAGAUUGUUAGUGAAAGAGACUAAUUGUCGAUAAUAUUUAUUGUAUAAUCAUUUGUUUUUAUGAAGAUGAAGAUAAAAAACAUUUAAUUUUGAAAUUUCAUUCAAGAUCAAUGUAUAUAUGUUUAAAAUGAAUUUGUAAAUGAAAAUGAGUUGUAUAAAGAACACAAUAAAGAAUUUGUUAAGAAGUA
Messenger RNA from Harmonia axyridis, 1637 nucleotides. It is a transcript of the gene Rtc1, whose product is annotated as RNA 3'-terminal phosphate cyclase-like protein. The transcript has 5 exons. Bases 127 to 1371 code for a protein of 414 amino acids. Gene Ontology annotation, molecular function: RNA endonuclease activity. Gene Ontology annotation, biological process: endonucleolytic cleavage of tricistronic rRNA transcript (SSU-rRNA, 5.8S rRNA, LSU-rRNA); ribosome biogenesis. NCBI's taxonomy places the organism in Eukaryota, Metazoa, Arthropoda, Insecta, Coleoptera, Coccinellidae. Gene Ontology annotation, cellular component: nucleolus. The record is from RefSeq and is a predicted model, not a curated record.